UUUCAGGUCAUCAACACAACAUCUCCUUCCUCUGGGUUUAUAUUUGUGCUAAUCUAGUAAAAUGUAACUGGAACCAAAGAGAGUUUUGAGGUCUGGAGGCGUGUGCAGAACAGCAUCUUGUCAGAAACAUCGCUGUUAUUGUUUUCACACCUGUUUUCGGGUGUGAAUUCGGCAGCUAAGCUAGCUCUGAGGUUAGCUUCUCUUCAGCUGGCUCGUCCACGUCUGGCAGUCUGACCCGAGAUAAUCGGCCGGUGUUAACCCACCAAAUAAACACAACACCUCUCCCUCAGCCUGUCCCGUGCUAAUCAUUAGAGAUGGGAGGUCUGAGCAGUAGGUUCCAGUCCCCCUCUCCGGGACCAGAUGAGGUUGCAGAGGGCCCAACCACCAGCCACAAGCAUGGAUGUGAGUGUAAGAAGAGGAAACGAAAUGCCCAGUGUGACUGUGACAGUGAACAAGAGGAGGACGAUGCCAUACUAGAUACACCUCGCAGGCAAAAAUUGAAAAGCACAUCACGAUACAUUUAUCAGACUUUGUUCCUAAAUGGAGAAAACAGUGACAUUCGCAUCUGUGCUCAGGGAGAGGAGUGGAACCUCCACAAAGUGUAUCUGUGUCAGUCUGGUUAUUUCUCCAGCAUGUUUAGCGGCUCAUGGAAAGAGUCCAACAUGAUGGAGAUCAACUUGGAGAUCCCUGAUCAGAACAUCGACACUGAAGCUCUGCAGGUCGUAUUUGGAUCCCUGUACCGGGAUGAUGUCCUGAUUAAGCCCAGUAGAGUUGUCAGUAUUCUUGCAGCUGCUUGUAUGCUACAGCUGGAUGGCUUGAUCCAGCAGUGUGGAGAGACCAUGAAGGAAAAUAUUAGUGCAAAGACCGUGUGUGGCUACUAUGCUUGUGCCAGCAUCUAUGGCUUGGAUUUAGUCAUGAAAAAGUGUCUUGAGUGGCUUCUAAACAACCUGAUGACCCAUCAAAAUGUUGAACUGAUGAAGGAACUUGGGGGAGAGGUGAUGGAGCAGCUCAUCCAGUCCUCGGACCUGUUUGUCAUGCAGGUGGAGAUGGAUGUAUACACAGCUCUGAAAAAGUGGAUGUUUCUGCAGCUCAAUCAAUCAUGGGACGGCCCAAUCAAACAGCUCCUGGCGGACGCUGAUGCCUGGCUUUGCAAACGCAGAACAGAUCUGUGUGAAAAAGAGCCCUUCUUGAACACAGAGGAUGGCGAACCUUUUUGUUCAGUGUUCAGACACGUUCGUCUCCAGUACAUCAUCAACGACCUUGCCUCUGCACGCAUCCUGGAGAGAGACAACAUUUUACCUCCUGAUUGGUUAACGUCGGUUUACAAAAACCAGUGGUUCGCCAUGCUCCGGACAGAAUUUGACAACGAUAACGGUCCCCAGGAAGCUAACAAAGACGAGUUCGAGCUGAGCAGUAUGAGGUGCGGCAGAAAACUGACUAAAGAUGGAGAUUACUGCUGGCGGUGGACAGGCUUUAACUUUGGCUUUGACCUGCUGGUGACCUACACAAACCGUUUCAUAGUCUUCAAGAGAAAUACUCUGAGUCAGCCAUGUGGGGGUGCCGUGAGUCUGCAACCUCGAAGGCAUCUGGCAUUCAGGUUACGUCUUGCCUCCUUUGAUAGCCGAGGAAAGCUGGUCUGCAGUCGCUCAACAGGUUACCAGCUUCUCACCCUUGAGAAAGACCAGGAGUAUGUGGUGAUGAACCUGGACAGCCGGUUGCUAACAUUCCCCCUCUACGUAUGCUGUAACUUCCUGUAUACAUCACCUCACUCGGACCAACGUCCAGAUUCCUCAGAACAAGAGAGCACUGCUCGCUGCGUGUCUUGAUGCCUGUUCAGCAGCCAUUAACUGCUACUAUUACUCUGGUAAUGCUGAGACACCGACACUUGCUUCUGCGUGCAAUCCAUCGCCACGUUCAACAUCAUUCUGACAUUGGACAUACCAUCUGCAUGCUAUGUAACACAGUGAGAUGUUUGGGGAGAAUCUUUUAUAUCAGUGUUUUGGCACAUUGACAGUUAGCUGCCCAAACAUGGGGAUUGAAGUUUAACAGAGACAGUGGCCAGGAGAGAUUAGGCCACUUUUGUCUUCAGAGCAGCUUCAAACUUUGGACCCCUGCCAUGAACUCUCUGCACUGGGAUGUUGGACCAUUUCACAAGAUGAAAACCACCCAGGUCACUUAUAUCAAUAUAUUAUAUUAAUGGGAACAUCAUCAGGGAAGUGCUCUGUAGGGUGAACUGGACAUUUAGUGAUUGUAUGGGAAUAUUAAAAGUCUGUUGCUAACUCUGACAAUAUGUAAAUUGACUGUGGGAUGUAGUCAGAGGUCUGUAUGGAGUGAAGGGUGGACUUGUAUCAACAGCUCUGUUGAUAUUUUUUUUUUAUUUUUUGAUUCAUGAGACAUAAGCCUCAUUUACACAGUUUACACUUGGAUGUCCGUUCAUGAACACCAGCUGUCUGACCUCACAGAAAUGUUGACAGACUUCAGAUUUUGAAAAUGUCUGCAUUGUUUACCAGCUAGACUAUCAAAUGUCCAUUAACUGCUGUUACCGGAGUCCUCUGCCUCUCUUUUGCUGUUCAGUUUGACAUAUUUAAGCAGGCUAUUUAAACUUCUCACAUCACCACAUGAAAUACCUUUGCAGUUAUGUUGUUUUACACUUCUGUACUAAUGGUUAGGUCACUAUUUGUUUGGCAAUUUUGGAAAUCUGUCAGCUCAUGCUGUUUUGAUAUCCUGUAAAGCAGACAUGGACUGAUAACUUUCUCUAGUCAGUAAGACUCGCCUGUAUAUCUGUAUAUGUUACUAAGUUUUAAGGUGUUUUGUUUGGUUUUUUUAUUUAUUUAUUUUUUACUUAAUUUGUAUUUGUAUGGAUUUAUUUUUUGCAAAAGAAAAUACAUUUCGAAACAGCCAAUAAAACUGCCCAUUCAGGUGGGCUG
Molecule: messenger RNA, 2927 nt
Organism: Anoplopoma fimbria (sablefish)
Lineage: Eukaryota; Metazoa; Chordata; Actinopteri; Perciformes; Anoplopomatidae
Gene: gmcl1
Product: germ cell-less, spermatogenesis associated
Exons: 15
Coding region: 315-1826 (503 amino acids)
Biological process (GO): germ cell development
Molecular function (GO): protein binding
Source: RefSeq, a predicted model, not a curated record